UGGUUGUACGCACAACAAGGUACGUUGCUUCCCCGGGUCAGCUACAUGUAGCAGCUUUGAACCGAACCUCGACCCUCGGAGUCCGGACGGGUUCUGCUCCUCGGUUCGCUCACCGGCUGCUCAUGGCGGCAGAAACUCGGCCGCAGGCUCGAAAGCCGUGCCUGCUGAGCAAAAUCGAGGGUUUUCAGGAGGUGGUGACCGCAGCGGUGAUCAUCCCUAAAGAGGACGGCGUCAUCAGCGUGUCCGAGGACAGAACUAUUCGAGUAUGGCUGAAGAGAGACAGUGGUCAGUACUGGCCCAGUGUGUACCACACCAUGCCAUCGUCCUGUUGCUGCAUGUCCUUUAACCCAGAGACCCGGAGACUUUCCGUGGGGACGGACACUGGAAGUAUAUGUGAGUUCGUUCUGUCAGAAGACUACAACAAGAUGACCCCGGCACUCACCUACCAGGCCCACCAGGGCAGGGUGACGGUGGUGCUGUUCGUGUUGGAGAUGGAGUGGCUGCUGAGCACCGGCCAGGACAAGAACUUCACCUGGCACUGUUCGGAGAGCGGUCAGCAGCUGGGGACGCAUCACACCGCAGCCUGGGUUUCAGGACUGCAGUUUGAUGUAGAGACCAGACAUGCCUUUGUAGGGGACCAGUCUGGUCAGGUGACCAUCCUGAAGCUGGAGCAGGACAGCUGCAGUCUGGUCACUACCUUCAAAGGACACACCGGUAGCGUGACAGCGCUGUGUUGGGAUCCGGUCCAGAGGGUUCUGUUCUCGGGCAGCUCGGACCACUCCAUCAUCAUGUGGGACAUCGGAGGGCGCAAAGGCACCGCCAUUGAACUGCAGGGACACAAUGAGAAAGUCCAGGGCUUGUGUUACGCCUCACACACUCGCCAGCUCAUCUCCUGCAGCUCGGAUGGAAGCAUCGUCAUCUGGAACAUGGAUGUAACUCGACAAGAGACCCCUGAAUGGCUGGACAGUGACUCCUGUCAGAAGUGUGAGCAGCCGUUCUUCUGGAACUUCAAACAGAUGUGGGACAGUAAGAAGAUCGGCCUUCGACAGAGCGAUUAG
Nematolebias whitei (Rio pearlfish) is the source of this 1058-nucleotide messenger RNA. Its product is annotated as WD repeat and FYVE domain-containing protein 2. The record is from RefSeq and is a predicted model, not a curated record. Lineage: Eukaryota; Metazoa; Chordata; Actinopteri; Cyprinodontiformes; Rivulidae. The transcript is spliced from 10 exons. Gene Ontology annotation, molecular function: protein binding. Bases 123 to 1058 code for a protein of 311 amino acids.